This is a messenger RNA of Phanerochaete carnosa HHB-10118-sp, 333 nucleotides long. RefSeq lists its product as uncharacterized. The transcript has a single exon. The record is from RefSeq and is a predicted model, not a curated record. The annotation marks the transcript as partial. Gene Ontology annotation, molecular function: phosphopantetheine binding; 2,3-dihydroxybenzoate-serine ligase activity. Gene Ontology annotation, cellular component: cytoplasm; enterobactin synthetase complex. Gene Ontology annotation, biological process: amino acid activation for nonribosomal peptide biosynthetic process; enterobactin biosynthetic process. Lineage: Eukaryota; Fungi; Basidiomycota; Agaricomycetes; Polyporales; Phanerochaetaceae.
GUCGCAAUGUGCAUUCCUCCGUCAGCCCUCGCUGUCAUAUCCAUCCUUGCCAUUGUUAAGGCCAGAGCCGCAUAUGUGCCCUUGGACGUCCGCUACCCUCUAGAGCGUCUCGAGAUGCUAUUGCGCGAGAGUGGUGCAGGUCUAUUGAUCACGACCUCGCAGUCGCCAGACUUUGCCAGCGACGCGGAGGAUAUCACUCACCUCGACAUCUUCAACUUCCUCGCCAAGAUCAACCUCACCUCCUCCAUCAACUUUGUCUGUGCUCUUCGCAUGGAUGCUGCCUACGUCAUGUACACAUCUGGCAGCACUGGUGUGCCGAAGGGAGUGGUCAUC